UUUUACGACAGUUUAACGACAAUUUUGAUCGGAAGUUGAUCCAGGAUGCCGGCGUUCUUGUGCACUCGAGCAUCAGCGUGGUCUUUCAGCUCGAAACUUCUUUGCAAGUUUGCGAAUUUUCCUACUCUUCGCCCAAGCAGCAGUCAAAGGUUUUCAGCAAGUCGACAUUUAUUUUUGCAGUCAAGCACAAGUCUGAACUGCGCUAUUUCUGAGCAGAGGAAAGGCCUAGCGCCAAGACGGACCGGGCUGAAUAUUUUUGUACAUAAUAUCUCCACAUACCGCAAGAAAAUGUCAUCUUCGCGAUCAGACCCUGGCAUGAGGCAGAGGAUGGUGUGGGUGGACUUGGAGAUGACAGGACUGGACAUAGAGAAGGACCAGAUCAUUGAGAUGGCGUGCCUCAUAACAGAUUCAGAAUUAAAUGUUUUAGCUGAGGGUCCCAAUUUGAUAAUCAACACAACCGGCGAACUGCUGGAUGGGAUGGACAACUGGUGUAAAGAACAUCAUGGCAAUUCUGGGUUGACACAGGCAGUGAGGGACAGUAAGAUCUCGCUGCAGCAGGCUGAGUACGAGUUCCUCUCUUUCAUCAGACAGCACACCCCACCUGGCCACUGUCCCCUUGCAGGGAACUCUGUGCAUGCGGAUAAGAAGUUCCUGGACAAGUACAUGCCCCAGUUCAUGCACCAUCUCCACUACAGGAUCAUCGACGUGAGCACGAUCAAGGAGCUCUGCAGACGGUGGUUUCCAGAAGAAUACAAGCUUGCACCACAGAAGAAAGCGUCUCACAGAGCACUGGGCGAUAUUCAGGAGAGCAUCAAGGAACUGCACUUCUACAGAGCACAUGUUUUCAAAUCGCAGACAGAGGAAAAGAAGCGCAAGAUAUUGCAAAAUUGCGACGGCAACAGUGUUUGAGGGUGUUCCAAGACAUGUGACCCACCUGUCACUCAUCACGUAACCUUGAUGAGACAAGCGUGAGGCGUUUUACCCUGCACCUGUUCCGGACCAUGUGAACCCUACACAUUAUUCACUUGUAGAGAUCCCAUGGACUUUUCCCAGAUUUUCUUGUUACAGCCUGAAUUUAAAAUGUAUUACAUUUAGAUUGUGUCACUGGCCUACACACAAUAACCGAUAAUGUGAAAAUAGAAUUAUGUUUACAAAUGCAAUCAAUUAAAAGCUGAAAUGUUUUUAGUCAAUAAGUAUUCAACCCCUUUGUUAUAUAAAUAAAAAAGUGCUUAAAAGUCA
Messenger RNA from Oncorhynchus masou masou (cherry salmon), 1239 nucleotides. RefSeq names its product small fragment nuclease (gene rexo2). The record is from RefSeq and is a predicted model, not a curated record. Bases 46 to 909 code for a protein of 287 amino acids. The transcript has 8 exons. Gene Ontology annotation, molecular function: 3'-5'-RNA exonuclease activity; nucleic acid binding. NCBI's taxonomy places the organism in Eukaryota, Metazoa, Chordata, Actinopteri, Salmoniformes, Salmonidae. Gene Ontology annotation, cellular component: mitochondrion.